AUGAAACAACUCUUCGGUUUUGUGGAUGGCUUGUUUUUUAUGGUUGGAGAAAUUGAUCGUGAGGUUUCAUGUGCAUUAUGGAAUCUUGCGACUAGGGAGGUGAAACCCCUCCAUCUCCCUAUCCCAGUAGCCACAAUCCAUGAUUCCCUGGUGUUCGGGUUUGGAUUGGACCCCUUGACUUAUGACUAUAAAGUGGUUUACUUUCACAUUAAUAAUUUGUGUGAACAUUAUGCAUCGGUCUACUCGUGUUCUAGGGACUUGUGGAGAAUUUUCAAACCUAAAAUCCCCUACUUUAUAGACGUGAAACACACAUUUGGUACUGCUUAUUUGAAUGGAACUUAUUACUGGCUGCUAACUGGGGGCCGCCAUAGUAAUUACACCAUUCUUUUGUUCGAAUUUGGGAGUGAAAUAUUUAAAGAGAUUGAAGGGCCAGGUCAUCAAUCUGUUGAUACUAACAUGUUGGGUUUGAUGUCGGUUGAUAGUUCCAUAAUUGCCAUCUUGAACUUGAACCCGCAUAUUGUGUUUGCUUAUGAUAUAUGGGUAAUGAUUCAACCAGGUGUAUGGAACAAACUUGUUACCUUUCAAUGCUUCUUUAGGAUUAAGUCUUGUUAUGAUAGCUCUCUCAUUUUGGCAACGAAAGAUUUUCAACUGGUCUCCUAUGAUGUUCGGACUAACAAGACGAGGCAUCUUGGAUUUCAACAUCCGGGCUUGAGAAAAGAUGCAGAGUAUGAUGGCGGUUGUGGAGUUUUUUAUUAUAAGGAGAGCUUAGUGAAAAUUAAACAACGAGAGGAUGAAGAUCUGGACCAUUAA
Molecule: messenger RNA, 810 nt
Organism: Solanum tuberosum (potato)
Lineage: Eukaryota; Viridiplantae; Streptophyta; Magnoliopsida; Solanales; Solanaceae
Product: F-box/kelch-repeat protein At3g06240-like
Exons: 1
Coding region: 1-810 (269 amino acids)
Source: RefSeq, a predicted model, not a curated record